GUUCAACCUUUCUUACCCUUCUUAAUUUCCCGCAACAUAUGAGAAAAUCUCUAAGCGAAGCCCAUUAAUCUAGGCUUACGUUGGCUGCUCAUUAAGGGAAGCCAGCGUUGUCUUGCCGAAACACGCAUGCUGAGAUACGCACUGGGCAGAAGGCAGUCAUGGACCGAUUUUGCAACAUCCCACUUCUGCGUUCUGUUUCGGCACUGUCAUAUCGCAUCCCAAGCCCUCCAUUUGACCAAACAACAAAACACGAAUUUGGAAAUUCCAUCAUUCGAUUCAUCUGCAUACGCCAAUGUGCUUCAGAAAUGCGUAAUGAACAGGGAUUUCAUAGCCGCAAAGGCACUCCAUUGCGACAUUUUGAAGAGAGGUGAAUGUUUAGACCUAUUUGGGCAGAAUAUUUUGCUCAACUCUUAUGGCAAGUCUGAGUUAUUACAUGAUGCAGUUCGGCUGUUCGACGAAAUGCCUAUGCGAAACGUGGUUUCAUUUGUUACUUUACUUCAGUGUUUUUUGCAGGCAGAGCAAUACAUUGCAGCUGUUGAAUUGUUUGUUAGAUUACAUAGAGAAGGUCAUGAGCUGAACCCAUUUGUAUUCACAACAAUCUUAAAAGUGCUUGUGAGUAUGGAUGAGGCAGAGAUGGGUUCGAGCAUUCAUGCGUGUAUUUAUAAGCUUGGACAUGACUCUAAUCCUUUUGUCAGCACUGCCCUCAUCGAUUCUUACUCUGUUUCUGGACUCGUUGAUUUUGCAAGGGACGUUUUUGAUGGCAUUAUUGAUAAGGACAUGGUUUCUUGGACAGGGAUGAUUACUUGCUAUGCAGAAAACGAUAAGUUUGAAGAAACACUGGGAUGCUUCUCUCAAAUGAGGAUGGCAGGUUGGAUUCCAAACAACUAUACAUUCGCGAGUGUCAUGAAGGCUUGCCUUGGUCUAGAGGCUAUUAAUGUGGGCAAGAGUUUGCAUGGAUGUGUAUUGAAAACUAGGUAUGAGAUGGAUCCUUCAGUUGGUAUUUCGUUGCUUGACCUAUACUGUAAAUCUGGAGAUCUGAAUGAUGCUGCACGUGUGUUUCAAGAGAUUCCUGAACGUGACGUAGUUCAUUGGAGUUUUAUUAUAGCGCGGUAUUCACAAAGUGACCGCUGUGACGAGGCACUGGAAUUUUUCUCCCAAAUGAGGAGAGUAUUAGUUGCUCCAAACCAGUUUACUUUUGCUAGUGUGCUGCAUGCAUGUGCAUCAGUGGAGGCUUUAAACCUUGGUAGGCAAAUCCAUUGCUACCUGACGAAGUCUGGUCUUAAUUCCGAUGUGUUUGUUACAAAUGCCCUUAUGGAUGUGUAUGCUAAGUGCGGAAAGGUGGAAAAUGCAGUAAGCAUGUUUUUGGAGACUGAAAACAAAAAUGAGGUAUCAUGGAACACUAUUAUUGUUGGCCAUGUACAAUGUGGAGAUGGAGAGAAGGCGCUAAAUCUAUUUACGGUUAUGCUUGAAGCUCAGGUACGGGCUUCAUCGGUGACAUAUUCUUCUCUGCUGCGUGCUUGUGCAACCCUAGCUGCAUUGGAGCCAGGUCUUCAAAUUCAUUCUUUGACUAUAAAAACCACUUACAAUCAAGAUCUUGCUGUUGGAAAUGCUUUGGUGGAUAUGUACGCAAAAUGUGGGAGUAUUAAAGAUGCUCGUUUAGCAUUUGAAACAAUGAAUGAGCGAGAUGUUGUUUCAUGGAAUGCUAUGGUUUCAGCAUAUUCCAUGCAUGGUCUUGGGAAUGAGGCUCUCAAUAUCUUUGAGAGAAUGCGCAAAACGGAAGUCAAGCCUAAUCAAUUAACAUUUCUUGGUGUUCUUUCAGCUUGUAGCAAUUCAGGAUCUCUGAAUCAAGGAUAUGCCUAUCUCUUUUUAAUGCUAGAUGAUUAUGGUAUUGAACCAUGCGUUGAGCAUUACACAUGCAUGGUAUCACUUUUGGGGCGCUUAGGUCACCUUGAUAAGGCUGUUAAGUUGAUUGAAGACAUCCCAUUUGAGCCAAGUGUCAUGGUAUGGCGUGCUUUGCUUGGUGCCUGUGUUCUUCAUAAUGAAGUUGAGCUUGGGAAAACAGCUGCUCAGCAUGUGCUUGAAUUGGAACCACAAGAUGAAGCAACUUAUGUGUUGUUAUCAAAUAUGUAUGCCACUUCAAAAAGGUGGAAUAAUGUAGCUUUUGUUCGGAGAAGCAUGAAGAAGAAACGACUAAAGAAGGAACCAGGACUUAGUUGGGUUGAACACCAGGGCAGUGUUCAUUAUUUCUCUGUUGGUGAUGCUUCACAUCCUGAUAUCAAACUUAUACAUGGAAUGCUGGAAUUGUUUAACUUGAAAAGUAAGAGGGGAGGUUAUGUUCCUAAUUGUGAUGUUGUUCUACUUGACGUAGAUGAUGAUGAAAAGACACGCCUCCUGUGGUUACAUAGUGAGAGAUUAGCUUUAGCCUUUGCUUUACUUAGAACGCUGCCUGGAAGCCCAAUCCGGAUUAUAAAAAAUCUACGAAUAUGUUUGGACUGUCAUGCAGCAAUCAAGUUUAUAUCAACAAUAGUACAGCGAGAAAUUGUUAUAAGAGAUAUAAAUAGGUUUCACCACUUCCAAAAUGGAGCUUGUUCAUGUGGUGAUUACUGGUGAUAUGCCUCUGCUCCUAGGCUGUCUAUGUAUCCAUCUAAAUAGAACUUGUCUGUUUUGCCCUCUUA
Nicotiana attenuata is the source of this 2675-nucleotide messenger RNA. RefSeq names its product putative pentatricopeptide repeat-containing protein At5g13230, mitochondrial. Gene Ontology annotation, molecular function: zinc ion binding; protein binding; RNA binding. NCBI's taxonomy places the organism in Eukaryota, Viridiplantae, Streptophyta, Magnoliopsida, Solanales, Solanaceae. Gene Ontology annotation, biological process: RNA modification. Bases 127 to 2610 code for a protein of 827 amino acids. The transcript has a single exon. The record is from RefSeq and is a predicted model, not a curated record.